AAAUAUUUUGGACGAAUUUUAUCCAGCUUUGUGAGGAUUGUCUAUCCUUGUUUUGUAAAUCUACUCAUCCUUUCUUUUUAAUAGAACCGUGCAGUAAGAAUGGCUGCUGGAACCCUUUACACUUACCCUGAUAAUUUUCGUGCCGCAAAAGCGCUUAUUGCGGCACAAUAUGCCAAAGCAAACGUCAAAGUGGCACCAAAUUUCGUAUUUGGCGAGACAAAUAAAUCAAAAGACUUCUUAAAGAAAUUUGCAGGAGGAAAGGUACCAGCUUUUGAGUCAAACGAUGGCAAAUGCUUGCAAGACAGCAACGCUAUCGCUUAUUUUGUAGCGAACGACCAGCUUAGAGGCAAAAAUGAAUAUGACACUGCCCAAAUUCUGCAGUGGAUUGGAUUCGCAGAAGGCGAAGUACUUCCAGCUGGCUGUGCCUGGGUUUUCCCAAUUUUAGGCAUUAUAAGGAACAAUGCCGGUGCUCAGGAAGCUUUUCAGAGAGCAAAAGAUGACAUGAAGUCUGCACUAACGGUUCUUAACAGUCACUUACUGGCACGCACUUAUUUAGUUGGUGAACGUAUAACCCUUGCCGAUAUUGUAGUGGCAUGCAAUCUGCUUAAUGCGUACAAGUACGUUUUGGAUCCAGAUUACAGACGGCCAUUUGGUAACGUUAACAGAUGGUUCACGACCUUAAUCAACCAGCCAGAGUUCAAAGCAGUCCUUGGGGAAGUCGAGCUUUGCAGUAAGGUUGCUACGGCUGGAUCCGUUGUUGCAGAAGGUAAGGGCAAGAAGAAGGAAGAGAAGAAACAAGAAAAGAAACAGCAGCAACCCAAGAAAGAAACGCCUAAAAAAGUAGAACUGGACGCGGUGGAGGCUGCUCUCGCCGAGGAGCCUAAGAGCAAGGAUCCCUUCGACUCCAUGCCCAAGGGGACCUUCAACAUGGACGAUUUCAAGCGUUGUUACUCCAACGAGGACGAGAGCAAGUCGAUUCCAUACUUCUGGGAGAAGUUCGAUCCCGAAAACUACUCCAUCUGGUACGGGGAGUACAAGUACCCAGACGAACUGGCGAAAGUGUUCAUGAGUUGCAAUUUAAUCACGGGCAUGUUCCAAAGACUGGAUAAAAUGCGUAAGCAAGCUUUCGCCUCUGUGUGCCUUUUCGGGGAAGACAACAACAGUACGAUCUCCGGCAUCUGGGUGUGGAGAGGUCAAGAUUUAGCGUUCCCUCUUAGUCCCGACUGGCAAAUCGAUUACGAGUCGUACGAUUGGAAGAAACUUGACGCCAGUUCCGAGGAGACUAAGAAGUUGGUCGAGCAGUACUUUUCUUGGAAGGGCGAAGACAAGGGCGGGAGGAAGUUCAACCAAGGCAAAAUCUUCAAAUAAUCAUUUAUUCAAUUGUUGCAACCGAUUAUUUAACAUACUCCAUAUGAAAAUUCAAUAAAUCCAUGUUUUGUUAAUAUAUUUUCUUAUAUAUUGUUUUAUUUUCGAGUUUUUCGAGUCUGGUGGAGAUUCUGCUUCUUUAACCGCUUUUAUACAGGGCUUGUUGGUGAAUAAAGCCGGAGACACGUUUAUUUAUA
Molecule: messenger RNA, 1562 nt
Organism: Anoplophora glabripennis (Asian longhorned beetle)
Lineage: Eukaryota; Metazoa; Arthropoda; Insecta; Coleoptera; Cerambycidae
Gene: eEF1gamma
Product: elongation factor 1-gamma
Exons: 7
Coding region: 100-1368 (422 amino acids)
Biological process (GO): translational elongation
Cellular component (GO): nucleus; cytoplasm
Molecular function (GO): translation elongation factor activity
Source: RefSeq, a predicted model, not a curated record